Molecule: messenger RNA, 1055 nt
Organism: Danio rerio (zebrafish)
Lineage: Eukaryota; Metazoa; Chordata; Actinopteri; Cypriniformes; Danionidae
Source: RefSeq, a predicted model, not a curated record
AUUACAUCGAGGUUGGAGUUCAUGAUAAAAAAACACACGUGGGUUGUGUCUGUCUUGUCAGGUCCAGAAAUUCGACAGACCUCUGUUUGUACCUGCUAAUGUUUUGUAAGCACGUUUAAUUACAUGUCAAACAUAUAGCGAGACUGACUCGAAAUAUGGAUUAUUUGCCGGACUCUAACGCCAGAUAUAAAGAUGUGGAUUACUGGAAUGAGCGGUACAGGACGGAGGAAAGCUUCGAGUGGUUCGGAGACUUCACCAAAUUCGGGCAUCUGCUUAAACAACACGUGGGAACCGAAGAAAACAUUUUGAUGCUGGGUUGUGGUAACAGUGCGCUGAGCUAUGAUAUGUGCCAGGCCGGCUACAGCUCCAUCACUAAUGUGGAUUACUCUAGUGUCUGUGUGGAGAGUAUGGCGGAGAGACACAAGGACUGCGCUCAGCUCAGCUGGCUGUGUUUGGACGCCCGUCGCUUGGCCUUCCCUGAUGGCGUGUUUGAUGUGGUUUUGGAGAAGGGGACUCUGGACGCCAUGCUGGUAGAGGAGACUGACCCGUGGAAGAUCUCUGAGAACGCAGCUCGAUUGCUGCACCAGGUUCUCCUGGAGGUGAGUCGUGUGUUGAAACCCGGAGGACGCUUCAUCUCCGUCACAUUUGCACAGCCACAUUUCCGCAAGAGACUCUACGCUCAAGCGGAGUAUGACUGGUCCAUCAAGCAUUAUCACUACGGUAGCAACUUUCACUACUUCCUGUAUGUUCUGACCAAAGGGGAGAAGCUUAGCACAGAGGAUGCCGCCCUGGAGAGAAGAUUGGUCGAGGAAGCAGAGGCUCCGCCCAUCUAUGUAAGAUUUCAAGAAGCAGAUUCUGAGGACUUCCUGAAUAACAUUGGAUUAUAGGUACUCAGAAAGAAUCUGUUACUUAAAAGACUGCUGAAAGUUGUACAGAUGUUUCUUUUUAUAGUCCAAACAAACAAUUUAACCAAAAAUUAUCUUUUAGGGUGCUUUCAUAUCUGUAGUUUGCUUCAUUUGGUCCGGACCAAGCGCAAUAAAUGAUACAUUGUUGCA